AUGGCCGCCAGCAACGCUGAUUCGAUCUACGACUUCGGCUAUGAGCCGAAAAAGAAAGUCGCUACCUACGGGAGAGGAGGCAAGAGGCGGACCACUGAAACGACGCGACCGGCGACUCUUCGACACGCGGAAUCGGCCCCGGUCAUGCCGUCGUCCUUCGACGAGCCCGAACCGCAAUUGUUAGCGGCCCCUCGCCUCACGACGCGCACGAUGCCAGCCACCAAAGCGAAGCGGCCGGAUGUCCGUAAGCCUAGCGGCGGAGCGCGCCAAAAGCUGGCUGCCGAAUCAUACAGCCAACCACUUCCCGACCCUUACGACAUUGAUUUGUUAGCGGAUGAGACGACACGGACAAAAAAGAGACGGGUUGCGCCGGAAUCGUCCGACAAGGGCAAGUUUACCGGACCGUACUCGACACCGGAUUCAUCGCCACCGGGCGCACGGUCGCCUGUGUUGUCGAGUGAGGAUGGCAGGCUUAGGUCAGCGCCGGACGCGAGUAUCUCCCCUGUUUCGAGGAAGACCACUCCUGAGCGGAAGAUGGAUAUGGACGGAGAUUCGCGGACGCAGAUGCCCUUUUCUGCGAAGACAUCUCGAAGAUUGAAGAACCUCAGUGUUGGUUCAAAGAUCACAAAGACAGAGAAGCAGCAGAUUCCUAUCCGCCUUGGUGCACCGGCGGCUCCCUCAACUCCAUUAGCUCCAAAGCCGACCAAGCCCGCGCGGAAGAGGCGCCUGAUUGAUGCCUUGGUCGCCCAAGAGGAGGAUGGGACCAGCUCUUCCGACGAUGAUGAAGCGCCAUUUCAAGGAUCGAAAAGUCAGGUCGCCCAGUCCCCGCUUGCCGAAUUCCAGUACUCGCCCCCGCCAGCCACAAGCCAACCAAAGCCGAUUGCACGUCCGGUUCUUACCGCGAAGAAGACUGGCCCAAAGUUUACCUACAGCCAGCAGAGGUCAAUGUUGGCUGAUGAUGAACCCUUCCUGGGAGGUGGCAGGCUCGGCGGCUUUGAUGACGGGCCUUCGGGGAGCGCAUUGUUUAACCUAGGGCGUCUCACGAAGAGCGCCACGGUGAACACAGUUUCGUACCUGGAUGAGGAUGACGAGACGAUGAAUACGGGUGCCGUUCGGAGUAUCCACGAGUUGAGGCAGGCGGGAGCCAACAGCCGUUUUGCGGACGAGAUGGACGACAUUCUAGACAGGGUCGGGUUACCUUCAGCAAAACCCAACUCCUUGCGACGUGGCGCGUUGCUUGAGCUCGCUCAAAAGAUGAAGGACAAAGAGUUUCGCCAGCAGUUUCGGAACCAUAGUGACGGAGGUAGUUUGUUCAGGUCUCUUGCAGACGAAACGGAUCUGGCCUCUGGAUACGCGAUUCUGGCCAUAAUCACGACUCUUCUUGCCGCUACUACAUCGGCUCAUUUACUCCAACAACUACGUUCACACGGCCUCGGUGCCCUCAUCAGCCGACUUGUUACCAAUUCGACCGAUAUCGGUGUCCUUGUCAAGGACCGAAAGCAAAAUCUCACGAAAAACGGCCAAACCACCGUCACAUCCGUCAAAGGCUCGCUUCUUGAGCUCCCCGUCUGGGAGCCCUUUGCCCCAACAUCUCUGUCCCCACGCACAUUAGCCCUGAAGUGUCUGGAUCUCCUCAUGCGGCAGCCUACCCAUGCAGCGGCUGAGGAUGAGGUGCUUUCUCAGGCAGUUACGGACCGCCUGUUUUCGAUCCUGUCCGAGGGCGUUUCCAACGAAGCUUGUUGGGACUUGGAAAACCAAAAAGAAUCCUGCGACUUCUACCUCGCCCUCUAUGUUUUGGAGGGCCACUCGAUUAGCGCUAUGCAGUCCCCGCUUAGUCCGGUUUGGACCAAGCAAUAUGCGCCCAUCGUCGCGGAUAUCUUGGAAACUGCGCUACAGCGUCCAGCCGAUCAACUAGGUGAUCUUGGGAGUCUCACUCUGAGAAUCUCUUUGAACAUCACGAACCACAACGAGGAAGCAUCUCGAUUGUUUGUUGAAAAGGGUCUGCUCCGGCGAUUGGCGGACUCCACCUGCGGCGCGUUUGAGAUGGUCUUGAGUUCGAUGAAGGCCGAUUCGUUCAUGUCCAAGGUAUUGGAAACCCUCAUCAUGAUGCUAGGUGCUAUGAUCAAUUUCUGUGUGUAUUAUCCGCCGGGGUCUCGGAGUCUAGAAGAACGGGGAGACGGUGCCGGGUCAUCACUAAACCGGCUCAUCCGUGUGUUUGCAGAUAACCACACGAAGACGGCUGAUGCCGACUCGAUGGAGAAGACCCAACUCAAUGUUGCUCUGGGCUACCUCUCUGUCCUCCUAGGAUAUCUCUGCCUGACCGACUCGAUCCGAGACAGGUUCAUUCUCGUCCAUCCCAAGAAGAACAUCCAACCGUUGCUCGAUUCGCUCAACGAGUUCAUUACCUUCCAUCGCAAGGUUGCAGAGGCUCAGGGCGACGAGGCGGGGAAGCACGAGUCGGGCUCCCUGGCUCGUCUCCAAAAUCUGGCUGACCAGCUGGCGACGCUGCGUUAG
Messenger RNA from Dichotomopilus funicola, 2514 nucleotides. Its product is annotated as wings apart-like protein regulation of heterochromatin-domain-containing protein. Lineage: Eukaryota; Fungi; Ascomycota; Sordariomycetes; Sordariales; Chaetomiaceae. The record is from RefSeq and is a predicted model, not a curated record. The transcript is spliced from 2 exons. The coding region runs from base 1 to 2514 and encodes 837 amino acids.